ACAGCCCAUGAACGCAGCAUUAGCGGCUCACACAGCGCCCCUGCAGGACGCAGCGGGAACAGACAGGUAGCAAACUUGUGAAGAAGCAAAGAGCAUCCAGUGUGGAGGAGUCAGCAACAUGUCUCUGCCGCUGCAGUUUGGAGCUCUGAAGACUGGAGAGCUGCGAGAGCUGCUGGAAGAUGAAGACAGAAUCAAUCACAUCAUCAGGUGCAACGAGAAGUUUCAGGAGCUGCAGACGGCUGCAGACAUGAUGUUGGUUUCAAAUCAAAAAUUAGCCAAAGUCAGUCUUUCUCAAAAAAAAUUUUUUAGAGAUGCUAAACUGCUACUUGCAAUGAAGUACAAAGACCUGGGAAACCUGAGAAGUAUCAUCCAGGCCAAGCAAGAACAACUUGCAGAAAAACACAGUCUUCAUUAUGCAGAGUGGAGUCUCUUGCAGAAGAUAAAUCAUGCAGAUGAGGAGUGUGAGAUGCUGUUUCAGAGGUUUGCAGAGGGUAAAACGCCUCUGGCAGAUUUUCUGGAUUCCUUUCUUAAGUCAAGGAAACCCCAACACAACAGGAUGGUGCUGCUGAAGAAACUACAGGAGUUUAUUGAAUUUAAAUCAACACAAAGCCUCGGUGAGAUUCACCCUGACGCUCAGAUCCAUAACGCCUGCCUCCCAGUCUGCGGUCUAACCACAGCUGUCGUCUUACCCGCUUGCUGCCACCCUCAAUUCCUGCUGCCCUGCUCUACUGCACACGUGAACACUGCUCACUGGCAGCAUUUGCCAUUUUAUCAGGAUUAUAAUGAGUCCCUGCGUCCAGGAGUGCACGGACGAGGCCACAAAUGGCCAGCAAGACCGGUCCGUCUUCAGCCUCUGAGGCUGCAGCACAGGAGGGAUCAACAAGCACCACAGUGAAGUCUAACCCAGCCUCAGAUACAUGUUUGCAUUUCAUUUAAGGGUUUUCGCAGUGAUUUGUCUGUCUGUCAGAUGGAUUACGGAAAAACUACUGACACGAUGUUCAUGAAACUUGGUGAAAUGUUGAAGCAGGAGCCAGGGGAGAAACCAUUAGGUUUUGGAGCGGAUUCAAUGACUUGAAAAAUUUGUUUCCCGAUUUGCUCAUCUUGUCAAGCAAAUACUUAUAACUUACAACUAUCAAAGUGUUGUUUAAAUGCCGAGCAAUAAAAUACAACAUAUAUUCUCUGUAGCACCCAUGUUGUUUCCACAAAACGACUUAAAAGUUAUGGAACCCACUGAAAUCUGAAAAACGAUGACACAACUCGGUAAACGGGACCAUCCCAGGAGCAGAUGAAUGCAUCAUCGAGGUUCAUGCUUUCCGAAUGCCUAGUUAUGAUUUACUUCUGACAAACUAAACUUUUCAUGGGCUAAAUGUGCUUGAAAAAUCACAAAACCUGGCACAGGGGUCAGAAGGGACAAUUAAGGAAAUUCAUGCGUAGUGUACUUUUUAUGUCCAUUAUCUCAUAUAUAAAACAUUUAAAAGAGUACUUUACUGUGACACUAUGGUGAUAAACACCCAUGUACAUUUGGCCACUUAUCCCUAGGAGAUAGCACAACAGAUAACAUCAUAGAGAGUGAGAAAAGUGCAUCAUCACCUCAAAGUGAGAAAACCAGUUCAGCCAGCAAAUACCAACUUUAGUUAAAACAUGUCAUCUUAUCUGGUAGGAACACGUUUGUGUUUCCUCAAGUCAGAAAAAUGUUGGUCACUGUUGGUUCAGUGAACUUGAACUGCUCACCGACACUCGAUAUCUCGGAUCGUCCGAGUGCAGAGACUCCUGCCAAGGUCAGUAAAGGAGCAUGAACACUUUAUUU
Molecule: messenger RNA, 1807 nt
Organism: Centropristis striata (black sea bass)
Lineage: Eukaryota; Metazoa; Chordata; Actinopteri; Perciformes; Serranidae
Product: vacuolar protein sorting-associated protein 37D-like
Exons: 4
Coding region: 119-895 (258 amino acids)
Biological process (GO): protein targeting to vacuole; protein targeting to membrane; ubiquitin-dependent protein catabolic process via the multivesicular body sorting pathway
Cellular component (GO): ESCRT I complex
Source: RefSeq, a predicted model, not a curated record